GAAUCAGCUGAGAUGGACGAGGACGUGGCCGCCCUGGUGGUGGAUAACGGCUCCGGGAUGUGCAAAGCUGGAUUCGCCGGAGACGACGCGCCGCGCGCCGUCUUCCCCUCCAUCGUCGGCCGCCCGAGACACCAGGGCGUGAUGGUGGGAAUGGGACAGAAGGACAGCUAUGUGGGCGACGAGGCGCAGAGCAAGAGGGGCAUCCUCACCCUGAAGUAUCCCAUCGAGCACGGCAUCGUCACAAACUGGGACGACAUGGAAAAGAUCUGGCACCAUACCUUCUACAAUGAGCUGCGCGUGGCCCCUGAGGAGCACCCCGUCCUCCUAACGGAGGCACCCCUCAACCCCAAAGCCAACAGGGAAAAGAUGACACAGAUCAUGUUUGAGACCUUCAACUGCCCUGCCAUGUACGUGGCCAUCCAAGCCGUGCUGUCGCUCUACGCCUCUGGUCGCACAACCGGUAUUGUGAUGGACUCUGGUGAUGGUGUAAGCCACACUGUUCCCAUCUACGAGGGCUACGCCCUCCCCCAUGCCAUCCUCCGACUGGACCUCGCUGGAAGAGACCUCACAGACUACCUGAUGAAGAUCCUCACAGAGAGAGGCUACAGCUUCACCACAACUGCUGAGCGUGAGAUCGUCCGGGAUAUAAAGGAGAAGCUCUGCUACGUGGCUCUGGACUUUGAACAGGAAAUGCAGACAGCCGCCUCUUCCUCCUCGCUGGAGAAGAGCUAUGAGCUGCCUGAUGGCCAGGUCAUCACCAUCGGAAACGAGAGAUUCCGCUGCCCGGAGGCCCUCUUCCAGCCCUCCUUCAUCGGUAUGGAGUCUGCUGGUGUCCAUGAAACAACUUACAACAGCAUCAUGAAAUGUGAUGUGGACAUCCGCAAAGACCUGUAUGCCAACACGGUGCUCUCUGGAGGAACCACCAUGUAUCCGGGAAUCGCUGACCGCAUGCAGAAGGAGAUCACUGCACUGGCACCUCCCACCAUGAAGAUCAAGAUCAUUGCUCCUCCUGAGAGGAAAUACUCUGUCUGGAUCGGCGGCUCAAUCCUGGCCUCCCUCUCCACCUUCCAGCAGAUGUGGAUCAGCAAGCAGGAGUAUGACGAGUCUGGCCCCGGCAUCGUACACAGGAAGUGUUUCUGA
Molecule: messenger RNA, 1140 nt
Organism: Lampris incognitus (smalleye Pacific opah)
Lineage: Eukaryota; Metazoa; Chordata; Actinopteri; Lampriformes; Lampridae
Product: actin, cytoplasmic
Exons: 8
Coding region: 13-1140 (375 amino acids)
Biological process (GO): mitotic cytokinesis
Source: RefSeq, a predicted model, not a curated record